Molecule: messenger RNA, 423 nt
Organism: Pseudocercospora fijiensis CIRAD86
Lineage: Eukaryota; Fungi; Ascomycota; Dothideomycetes; Mycosphaerellales; Mycosphaerellaceae
Exons: 6
Coding region: 1-423 (140 amino acids)
Source: RefSeq, a predicted model, not a curated record
AUGCAGGAGCUUGUCUUGUUGAGUUGGCAAGCGCCUGGCCGAUCUUUGCCAUCCAUCUACAAGAAAGAGUUGGAAGGAUGCGGCAAUUCUGUUCUCGACUUGCGCCAAUUUCGGGGAUCCGUCGGGAGGCUUUUUGAUCGAAAACGUUUCCAGCAAUGCAGCUGUCCUGAUAGGAGGUGGGUAUUACCAAAAGAAGUGGCAUGCCCUGCCAAGAAUACCUCGUCGAAGAAGUAUGAGACAUGGCGUCGCGUCGUGUUGGGGAAGUUUCUGCCUUGGAUUCAUCAGGGAUUCUAUAUAGGCCCGGAUGGAUGCCGGAGAGAUUUUAGGUAUUCAAAAAAGUUCUCCGACGGAUGGGAUGGGGCCAAGAAAGUGUUGGGUCGGAGACACGGAGGCAGGAAAUGUUCGUGGGAGCGAAGAAGAUAA